Messenger RNA from Balaenoptera acutorostrata (minke whale), 4405 nucleotides. It is a transcript of the gene PERM1, whose product is annotated as PPARGC1 and ESRR induced regulator, muscle 1. Gene Ontology annotation, cellular component: cytoplasm; nucleus. NCBI's taxonomy places the organism in Eukaryota, Metazoa, Chordata, Mammalia, Artiodactyla, Balaenopteridae. The transcript has 3 exons. Bases 1219 to 3441 code for a protein of 740 amino acids. The record is from RefSeq and is a predicted model, not a curated record. Gene Ontology annotation, biological process: regulation of DNA-templated transcription; response to muscle activity.
GGGCCUGCGUGGCGAGCCCUGCACCAUGCCACUCGGGGACAGGCAGCUUGGAUGCCCAGCUCCGCUGCCCCGGCUGGCUGUGGGGUCCCAGGUACAGUACUGUCAACCCCUCAUUCCCACCCUAAGGGGGCCCAAGGCAGACAGCCCCCACAGGGACCUCCCCUAGGACCAGAGAGGGGGACGAGGUGCAGCGGGGUCAGGAAGCCACAGUGCCCUGGUCUCACGGCACCUCCACCGCAGGACGUGCCUGGCCAGAGUGACCUCCCACCGCCCUGGGUCCAGUGGCAGCUGACCAAGGGCCAAAGGGCAGCCCCCCCGUAGGGGGCCGAGAGGUUAGGGGCUGUCAGCCAGGUAGGGUUGCCUUAGUUCACUGAGACGCGGGGAGGGGACCUUUGCCGGCUGGGCAGAUCUGGUCAGGGGCACAGACACUGAGGAUGGCCCCAGGGGGGCUGGUGGGAAUCAGGAGGCUCAUUUCUGUUCUGGGACCUCCUGCCCAGGCAGGGGCAGAGCCAGGCUCUCCCUGAUGACCCCUGAGUAGGCUCUGGCCAGCACUAGCUUGACCUUGGUAAGCUCAGAGGAAGCCCAGCAGUCUGUCCCAGCCAAGGCCAGUGGAAGGUCAUCACCAAAGACUAGUCACCUGCUGGACACUGCAGCUCCUCCCCCCACGGCCAGCUGCCACCUGAGGCAUGUUGGAUAGUCCAGUGCUAUCGCCCAGGUAAACUGAGCCCUGGUGGGUGGUCCUUGAAAUGGGCUUUGCUAUAUAGAGUUGGCCUUGGUACCAACAACUCUGCAGGAAAGCUGGAGGCUGACCCAGCUGAACAGAAGAUGCGUAACGUUGUGGAGGAAAACUCCUCCUGGGGAGGAAAACUCAAGCAUGAGGAACCCUAUUCUCAGUGAACUUCACCAGCUUGAACGCAGGACUGCAGCGAUAUGUCACUGUAACGUUAUCAUCUGCGGUCAGUUUGGGAGCACAGAAAGUGGGUUUCGGACGUUCUAGCUCCAGGAAGCCAUCAGGUUUGAGAUCAGCACAGCUUCCCUCUGGAUUCUCUGUUUGUUCUGCUUUCUUUCAGGACGGAGAUGGAGUGCUGGCCCCUGAGUCAGGGAGGCAUGGGAUGCGCAGGGGGCAGGUGGGGUGGGGGCAGUGUGCGCCGGCCAGGGCCCCGGUCCUGGGCCCGUGAAGAGCCUGGUCUGUGGGUCACGUGCCUCUGCUGACCCAGAAUGGAGAACUUUGAGUACAGCAUCCAGCUGAGUGAGCAGGACUGGGCUGAGUUUGCAGCCGCUGCCGAAGAGUGUGGCCUCCUGCAGGCUGGCCUGGCCUCUGGGGAUGAGCUCUUGUCCAGUGACACUGACCAAAGGGACAGCAGUGGCAGCAGCCCCCCAGGGCCCCCGCCCCUUCCUGAGGGGCAGCUGGCCCCCAGGGGGAGUGACUGGCCCGGCUCUGAGGAGGAGGACGAGGCAGCCACCCGGCAGCUGGUCAACAGGUCUUGGCGUGAGCCCGUGCUGGCCCCAGAGGCCGGUCAGCAGAUGCCCAGCAUGUCCGUGCGGUCAGAAGCUCGGCCGUCCCUCAGCCCUGGUGCUGCCCCUCUGGUCCAGGGCUCAUCCCUCUUGGGGCCAGUGUCUUCCAGAGGCGAGAGGCAGAGGCUUCUGCAGGGGCCAGCCCCCCGGGGUCUUGCCCCUACUCCCACUGGUGAGCCCGCUCGGAGCCCCGAUUCCCCUGGCCGCAGUGCUGCCCCCCAGAGGCCCCCUGGCAGCCCUGGAGCCCUGCUGCGCAGCCCCAGCCGCAAGAAGAGGCGGGCUGCAGGCACCAAGGCGGGUGGGCGCUUGGGUGACCCAGGCCCUGCUCCCACCCAGCUGGGCUCCCUACUGCUCCCUGAGGCCGGGGCCGAGGACGGCCUUGGCCUGGCCGGGUCCAGGGGGAAGGGUCUCCGGGUGGGGACAACAGGGCAGACAGCAGGAGCUGGGCAGAUCGAGCUGGGGCCAGAGUCUCCAGAAGCCCCUGAGCAGGUGGCCAGGCAAGGGCCAGGUGUGGAUCUGUCUACAUCCGUCCCUACCACUGAGCAGGGCACAGACCCAAGCGGAAUGACCCUCAGAACUGAGCCACGCACUAUGUCCACGCUUGACCUGGAGGCGUCUCUAGACGUCACGACGGCUAAGUCAGACGUGGCUUUGUCCACACCCACCUCCGAGCCGCAACCCGAGGAGCCUCUGUCUACACCUGCCUCCAAGCCUAGGCUGGAUGUGGACCUGCUUACGCCAGGCCCAGUGGUCCAGCUGGAGGUGGAUUCAUCUACGCCUGUCUCAAAGGCUAUUCCACGUACAGCUCUGCCUCACCUGGUUCCUGAGGCUGGGCCUGAUGUGGGUGUGUCUACACCUGCUCCCGUCCCCGAGGCUGGGCCUGACAGGGUGGAGCUGGAGCUUGCCCCAGUGGCCAAGCUGGGUUCGAGCCCUAUUCGGUCUCCAGAGGGGGGCCGACAGAAGCCCAGAGCGGAGCCCUCAGCAGGUGCCCCUGGACACCACACUGGGGAGCCCCCGCCAGGCCCUAUCCAAGCCCCCAAGAAGAAGAAAGUGCGAUUCUCCAUGGCUGUGCCCAGCCCCGAGGAGCCAGGGUCAGGAGAGGCCUCGGGCCCAGCCUUCCCAGCCACAGCCCCCAGGACAGCAGCUGGGGGCCGCAGGGCGUCUGGAGCCUGGGACGCUGUGGCCGUUGGACCCCGGACUCCCCAGCCUCGGAUCCUGAAGCACCUGCCUCCCCCCGCCCCCUCUGCCUCAGCGGGGCCUGGGCCCAGCUGCUGCUUUGCGGUGACCCUCCCAGAAGCCUAUGAGUUCUUCUUUUGUGACACCAUUGAGGAGGAGGAGGAAGAUGUCGAGGAGGAAGCAGAGGCUAGCCAGGCUCUGGCCGAAGUCCAGUGGCCGGAUGUGUGCGAGUUCUUCUUCCAGGAUGGCCAAGCCCAGAGGUCGAGGCACCGGGAAGGCCACGCCCAGGCCCCACCCCUCCAGGCUGAGCCUCUGCCGGCCCCUCCACCAGGAGAGCCCAUACCCAUCUCCAUCCCCGAGGCCUAUGAACACUUUCUCCGGGAGGACACGUCAGGGGGCACGCUGGGGCCGGCUGCCCUUCUCCAGAUGCAGGCCACGGAGCCCCCCAGGUCAGUCCCCGGGGAAGUGGGGACCGGCACCCCACCAGGGCCUAGCCCAGCCUCAGCGGAGCAGCUUACCCCGGCCAUCAGGCAAGCAGGGGAACCCUGGGGUCCCCUCACCUCGUUUACCUUCAGCCAGAAUGACAUGUGCCUGGUGUUUGUAGCCUUCGCUACCUGGGCUGUGAGAACAUCAGACCUGCAUGCCCCAGACGCCUGGAAAACAGUUCUGCUGGCCAACAUCGGCACCAUCUCCGCUAUCCGGUACUUCCGCCGGCAGGUGGGGCGCGGGCGCCGCAGCCCCAGCUCCUAGGACCCAGGCUCCGCCCAGGAAGAUGCAGGAUGAGGAAAUGUCCACAGGUGCUCAGGAUGAGGUGCUGCCCUCAGGCCUUGCCCUUUGACCCUUGUGUUCUGCGGCGUCUAGGAAGGAGCCUGCGUCCUUGGUCCUGGCUCCCUUGGACUCCACCCGAGGGUCCAGCCCGUGGCCAAGGCCGAGGCUGUGCCCCACACUUGGGAGUGGGGAGAUUCUGGAAGGCUGGGAGGGUAGGCCAAGCAGGGAGCUGGUUAGUAAGGUGGCCAGAUUAGCAACAAAAAACACAAGGUGUCCAGUGAAACUGGAAUCUCAGACACGCAGUAUGAGACCUACUUAUGCUAAGGAAUUAUUUGUGGUUUAUCUGAAACCAGAGUUAAUCGGAGUCCUAAUCCUAUGUGGUUAUCCUGUUGGAGGGAGGGGUAUGAUGGGGCUUCAGAGCAGCAGCGAGGCCCCAGCUGGAGAUCUGGGCAGAGGGCCUUGAGGCUGGGGGGCGGCGUCCCAGGGACCCUCUGCCCUGUUUCUAAGUGGGCUGGGCCGUUGGAGGCCUCUAAGGCCUCUCUAACCCCUGAACCCCAGGGGUCUGUGGUCAAGACCUCCUUGGCUCCUGCCCGAGAUGGUGAGCAGGUACCCAGAGGGGCCCUGCAGGCUGGGGGUCUGUAGGGCAGAGCCUGGAGCCCCUCCUCUGGGGAGCCCUGGAGGAGGGGCAGAGGCAGAAGUCAAGGGUAUCAGGUGGAGGGACGGGACACCUGGGUUCGCCCAGAGCUGACAGGAGCCGGAGAUGGGACAGGAAGGUGGGCAGGGUGCGGGCAGUAGUGGAGCAAGGGGGCUGCCAGCCUAGGUGCUGGGUGGGCGUCCAGCUCCGAGGCAGCACAUACAGGGUCCCCGGGACGCAGGAAACUCCUGGCUGUUCAGGACAGAAUGCGUGGACACACAGCACCAAUAAAAUCUCUCUCUUUCUUGUUUA